Drosophila ficusphila is the source of this 926-nucleotide messenger RNA. Its product is annotated as nuclear transcription factor Y subunit beta-like. The transcript has 2 exons. Lineage: Eukaryota; Metazoa; Arthropoda; Insecta; Diptera; Drosophilidae. The coding region runs from base 134 to 766 and encodes 210 amino acids. The record is from RefSeq and is a predicted model, not a curated record.
CUUCAGUAUUCUUUGUUCGUUCGACUUAACAAAACCCAGUUAUUUUCUUUCCGAUUUUAGAUCAGUUCAGUUUUGUUUAACACUUAUCGAAUUGUGACAUAACAAGAAGUGGUGCAAAAUUGGCGAGUACAAAAUGUUCAAGCGACUGCGCAGCCAAUUGAAGAAAGCGGCAUUGAAUCUGAUGGCAAGUCGUGGAAGGGACAUCCUAAGCCGCUCCGUCGCCUGGCAGAAGGAUGAUCAGCUGGAGGCCGCCCAGCGAAUGGCGGAGCGCCAUCGGCGGGAUCGCGAGCGUUUGGCGGAGCGGAAUCGUGAGCCGUGGUUCGAAGUCUACAAGCGGCACAGUGGACAGCAGGCGAGCAGCAGAAGAUCGCCACGGGAACGAUUGCAGCCGCUGCAGAGUAGGCAGUUUGCAACUACCCCCUCCUCCUCCCCUUCCGCAACCUCCUCCACCUCUUCCACCUCCCCCUCGAAUUCGGAAACCUUCGACCUCCCGCCCGAUAUCUCACCCAUCGAACUGUGGCGCCAGCGACAGCAACUGGAGAAGCAGCGCGAGGAGCAGCAGCGCCAGGAGGAGCAGCAGUUGCAGCGGCUCAAGAUGAAGCCAGUGCGCCACCCGCAACCACCGCCGGCUGCCCGCCGACGCACCACGCCGCUCACUUUGGCCAUGCACCCGCUGCAGAGGGCAAGGGUCAUCUCGGCUUUGACCAAGAGGCAGCUGCACCGCUUCCGGCAGCGCAAGUUGCUCCUGGAUGAUCUUCAAAAUUAAUGCACUCGAAAUCUCAAAAAUAAAUCAAUUGCAACAAUAAGAUUUUAAAAAGAAAACUAAAUUACCAAUAGGAUGUGAAAGCAAACUAAAUGUAAAACUAGUGAAAAUGUGUUAAAAACUCCCAUAAUAAUAAUUAUUUUAUUGUGUAGAAUCAACUUUA